AUGAGAAUGUUUGCGAACUAUGCUCUUGGCGUUUCAUACCUAAUGGUACUUCUACCAAGGGUACUUGCAGCUCCUCAUGUUCCUGGAUGUCACUACUUUCCUGGAGAUCGGCAAUGGCCUAGCCUGCAGCAGUGGCAGCAAUUCAAUCUAUCAAUUGAAGGGAACUUGAUUGCUGGAAGGCCACUUGCAGAUGUAUGUCAUGGUACCACCUACGACAAGGGUGAAUGUGUUGCAUUGAAAGCGAACUGGACUAAUUCACCAUCCUAUUUUGUUGACCCUGUCAAUGUUAUGUCGCCAUACUGGUUGAACAACUCCUGCAGCCCGUUUACAUCUCACAAUGCCUCAUGUACACUGGGAAACAUAGCAUCGUAUGCGAUCAAUGUCAGCUCUGUUGAAGAUGUACAAGCGGGAUUGAAUUUUGCCCAGGAUCACAAUAUUCGAGUCCAAGUGAAGAAUACCGGGCACGACUUCCUUGGUCGAUCAACUGGUGCGGGAUCCUUGGCUCUUUGGACCCAUAACUUGAAAGACAUCAGUUUCUUCAAUUAUUCAAGUCCAGGCUAUAACGGAUCGGCAGUAAAGCUUGGUGCAGGUGUUCAAGCGUUCGAAGUAUAUCAGGAAGCUGCUGAUAAUGGACUUCGAGUCACAGGUGGAUUUUGUCCGACCGUUGGAAUUACCGGUGGAUACGUUCAAAGCGGAGGCCAUGGUGCUCUAGAAGGUGUUUAUGGUCUCGCGGCAGACAACACACUGGAAUUUGAAGUUGUGACUCCCGAUGGAAGAUAUCUCGUUGCCAGUCCCACCGAGAAUGAGGAUCUAUAUUGGGCGUUGAAUGGAGGGGGCGGUGGUACAUAUGCUGUUGUUAUAUCACAAACCACCAAAGCCCAUCCAGACGGUAUCGUUGCCGGUGCAUCACUCACUUUCCAAAAUAAUGGUGACAAUGGCACAUACUGGGCGGCUGUGGAGGCAUGGCAUAAACGGCUCCUCGUUUGGGAUGAUCUUGCUGGAAUCAGCAAUUACUUCGGCAUCACUAGUGAUCUUUUCACACUUUACUCCGCUGCUUUACCCGAUCAACCAGAGUCUGCGAUCGCAGCACAAUUUGAUCCAUUCAUCCAGGAGCUGGAGAAACUGGGCCUUACCUAUACCUACGAGACAAACGAACAGCCGACUUACUAUGAUCACUUUGCCUACUACACGCCAGAUCUCCCCUACGGAGACUAUCCGACAAGCUCAACGAUCGGUGGAAGACUGAUUGCCCGAGACACUGUGCGUGAUAAUAUGUCUGGCUUGAUCGCUGCCUACCGCAAUAUCACUGCACUGCCAGGAUACCGUAUCAACGGCAUUGCUGCCAACGUCACACAUACUCGAGUAGGCAACACCCCCGCAUCGAAUGCUGUCGUUCCAGCUUGGCGUGAUGCGUUAUACUCUGCCAAUAUGGACGUCUACGUGGCCCCAUCUUUUCCACUCGACAUUUUACGCGAACACCAGGCACAGAUGAACCACAAUCAGGAUCUUUUAAGGUCUAUCACACCGAAUGGUGGUACGUACCUCAAUGAAGCGACCUUCGACAACCCGACCUGGAAGACAGACUAUUUUGGAAGCAAUUACCCUCGGUUACUGGAGAUUAAAAAGAAGUACGAUCCAAGAUUCGUGCUCUACGGACCAGCGUCUGUGGGAAGUGAGCACUGGAAGGUCGCUUCUGAUGGCAGACUUUGCCGGGCCGAUGCUUAA
Molecule: messenger RNA, 1725 nt
Organism: Penicillium vulpinum
Lineage: Eukaryota; Fungi; Ascomycota; Eurotiomycetes; Eurotiales; Aspergillaceae
Product: FAD-binding oxidoreductase
Exons: 2
Coding region: 1-1725 (574 amino acids)
Molecular function (GO): FAD binding; oxidoreductase activity
Source: RefSeq, a predicted model, not a curated record